CACAGUGUGGGGACUCCAGACCCCAUGCACCCUGAGUGGGGAUGGGGUCCCACUGGUGGGCUCUCAGUGGCCCGUCCAACUUCUUUCCGGAAGCAGGUGGGGCAGGGGACCCCGUGGCCCGCCCUGAGUUCGGCUCUGGCUGCCGCAACACUCGUAAAUCAGGGGUGAAGUGGGUGUCAGAAACGGGUCUGCGGAAUGUCUGGAUGGGGCAGGGAGGGGGUGAACGCUUAACUCUUGGAGGCACAGCGGGUGGGGCAGAGGAACCAGUCGGAAGACAUAGGACAGUGUGUGCUGCGGGACAUGGGGGUCAUCCUGUGGUUACAGCAGCGGCAGCGAAGAGGUGAUUCCACCCCCCACCCCCACCUCGGCCCUGCCUUGGCAGUGGGAUAAAUUGAGGGAGCGAGGCCUCCCCACCAUCAGGACCCCUGUCACUAUGGGCACAAGACGCGUCCUGCUCUGCUCUCUGCUGCUCCUGUUGCUGUGGCUGGGCCUCACCAGGGGCCCUGGUGCUUGGGGGGCUCCAGUGGUAGAGGAAGAGCUCCGAGGGACCCCAAGGCUGCAGCUGGGGGCCCGCCCACGCCGAGCCCUGGCCACCCCGUGCCAGCUGUGGAGCCUGUCCCUACCCGUGGCCGAGUUGGGUCUGGGCUACACGUCAGAGGAGACGGUCGUCUUCCGCUACUGUGCAGGCAGCUGCCCCCGUGAUGCGCGCACCCAGCAUGGCCUGACGCUGGCCCACCUGCGGGGCCAGGGCCGAGCCCACGGUGGGCCCUGCUGCCGGCCCACCCGCUACGCUGAUGUGGCCUUCCUUGACGACCGCCACCACUGGCAGUGGCUGCCCCAGCUCUCGGCGGCCGCCUGUAGCUGUGGCGCCUAAGGACGCCUGGCCUGGGGCCCCCCGAGGCUCCUGGAGGAGCUCUGCUGACUUAUUUAUUGGAGACCAGAGGGGAGGUGUGCCGGGCAAGGAGCAUAAUAAAGGAACUGC
Messenger RNA from Lontra canadensis (Northern American river otter), 982 nucleotides. RefSeq names its product persephin (gene PSPN). The transcript is spliced from 2 exons. NCBI's taxonomy places the organism in Eukaryota, Metazoa, Chordata, Mammalia, Carnivora, Mustelidae. Bases 434 to 874 code for a protein of 146 amino acids. Gene Ontology annotation, molecular function: growth factor activity; glial cell-derived neurotrophic factor receptor binding; receptor tyrosine kinase binding. The record is from RefSeq and is a predicted model, not a curated record.